This is a messenger RNA of Punica granatum (pomegranate), 738 nucleotides long. NCBI's taxonomy places the organism in Eukaryota, Viridiplantae, Streptophyta, Magnoliopsida, Myrtales, Lythraceae. The record is from RefSeq and is a predicted model, not a curated record.
CGAUUAGGGUUUUGGAGCGGAGACCCUCUACUGCUUAACGACGGCAGCUCACGCGCAGUACUUGAUAGGUUUUCGAGGCUCUCGCUUUCUUCCCCAAAUUCAGCAGAGGAUUAGUGAUAGUCAGGUGGCGGAGCAGUUAGCUGAGGAGACGCAGCAAUGGCUCGGAUCAAGGUUCAUGAGCUGAGGAACAAGUCGAAGGCGGAGCUGCUGAACCAGCUGAAGGAUCUGAAGGCGGAGCUCGCUCUCCUCCGCGUUGCCAAGGUCACCGGCGGCGCUCCUAACAAGCUCUCCAAAAUCAAGGUGGUGAGACUGUCGAUAGCUCAAGUGUUGACGGUCAUAUCACAGAAGCAGAAGGCGGCUCUGAGGGAAGCCUACAAGAACAAGAAAUUCUUGCCCCUCGACCUCCGCCCCAAGAAGACCCGCGCCAUUCGUAGACGCCUCACCAAGCACCAGGCAUCGUUGAAGACCGAAAAGGAGAAGAAGAAGGAGAUGUAUUUCCCCCUGAGGAAGUAUGCAAUCAAGGUUUAAGAACAAGAAGAAACCUCUCUCUCUCUCUGUCUUUUUUCCAUUUUCUUUCCCCCCCUUUCAUUUAGAGAGCUGCCUUGUAUUUUAAUCGAAGGAUCCUGUGAUGGGAUGGCAUCUACUUGCACAUUAAAUUUUUGAAUAUGAUGAGUUUUGCUUGAACAAUAUCAACUCUGAAAAUGUGUUGCCCCUUGACAAUCCACAUUAUUUACCAUC